Molecule: messenger RNA, 399 nt
Organism: Elephantulus edwardii (Cape elephant shrew)
Lineage: Eukaryota; Metazoa; Chordata; Mammalia; Macroscelidea; Macroscelididae
Product: coiled-coil domain-containing protein 25-like
Exons: 2
Source: RefSeq, a predicted model, not a curated record
AUGGUGUUCUACUUCACCAGCAGUAGCGAUAAUUCAUCUGCUUACACCAUUUACAUGGGAAAAGAUAAAUAUGAAAAUGAAGAUUUAAUAAAGUAUGGCUGGCCUGAAGAUAUUUGGUUUCAUGUGGACAAACUCUCUUCGGCUCAUGUGUACCUUCGAUUACAUAAGGGGGAGAAGAUAGAAGAUAUUCCAAAGGAAGUGCUAAUGGACUGUGCACACCUUGUGAAGGCCAACAGUAUUCAAGGCUGCAAGAUGAACAACAUUAAUGUGGUAUAUACACCGUGGUCUAACCUGAAGAAAACAGCUGACAUGGAUGUGGGACAGAAAGGCUUUCACAGGCAAAAGGAUGUAAAAAUUGUGACAGUGGAGAAGAAAGUAAAUGAGAUACUGCACAGGAUA